UAGUUCGCCCUAAAUAAGCGAUUUUCUUCGGCUUCAUUCAAGUUCAAGUGUGCUUAUUGUUAGUGUGUCAAUCGUGCUUCAAGGAAGAGAGUUGUCACCAUGGCUGCAUUCGCGGAACCUCAUUUCCAGGCUUGGGUCCAAAGCGCGGUCGCCAAUCUGACCGUGGUGGAUAAAGUCCCAGCGGAUAUGCUGCACCUAGUAGAUGCCCACUGGUAUCAGUUCCCACCGUUAAACCCGCUAUGGCACUCGAUUCUCGGAAUCGCCAUCUUUAUACUGUGCUUCAUUUCCUUAGCCGGAAAUGGUUGCGUAGUCUACGUCUUCACCUGCACCAGGACACUCCGAACCCCCUCCAACCUGCUAGUGGUCAAUCUGGCCUUCUCGGAUUUCCUGAUGAUGUUUACGAUGGGACCGCCAAUGGUGUUCAACUGUUACAACGAAACCUGGUUUCUGGGACCGUUCGCUUGCGAAUUGUAUGGCAUGUUCGGAUCAUUGUUCGGUUGUGUCUCAAUCUGGAGCAUGACACUGAUUGCCUUCGAUCGUUACAAUGUUAUCGUCAAGGGUCUCUCGGCUAAGCCGUUGACCAACAAUGGAGCUCUGCUGCAGAUCCUCUUCGUGUGGGCAUCUUCCCUUGCCUGGACACUCGCUCCAUUAUUCGGAUGGAACCGAUAUGUCCCAGAAGGUAACAUGACCGCUUGUGGAACUGAUUAUCUCACCGACACCUUGCUCAGCCGCUCAUACAUUCUGGUGUACUCGAUUUUCUGUUACUUUGCACCAUUGCUGUUGAUCAUCUACUCGUACAUCUUUAUCAUCAAGGCCGUUUCUGCUCACGAGAAAAACAUGCGCGAACAAGCCAAGAAGAUGAACGUUGCCUCACUUCGAUCACAGGAGAAUCAGAGUACCAGCACUGAAAUGAAGCUGGCCAAGGUAGCCCUGGUCACCAUCUCACUGUGGUUCAUGGCAUGGACUCCGUAUCUGAUCAUCAACUACACCGGUAUCUUCAAGACUGCCCCAAUCACCCCACUGGCCACCAUCUGGGGAUCGUUGUUUGCCAAGGCUAACGCCGUCUACAACCCGAUUGUAUACGGCAUUAGUCAUCCGAAAUACCGUGCGGCUCUGUACCAGAAGUUCCCAGGACUGUCCUGUACAGAUUCCACCGACGACAGCAAAUCAGUGAAUUCUGGCACUACGACCAUGAUCACAGAAGAAAAGCCAUCAGCCUAAAUUGCCAUCA
Ochlerotatus camptorhynchus is the source of this 1231-nucleotide messenger RNA. RefSeq names its product ceropsin-like. Gene Ontology annotation, molecular function: G protein-coupled photoreceptor activity. Gene Ontology annotation, biological process: phototransduction; cellular response to light stimulus; visual perception. The coding region runs from base 100 to 1221 and encodes 373 amino acids. NCBI's taxonomy places the organism in Eukaryota, Metazoa, Arthropoda, Insecta, Diptera, Culicidae. Gene Ontology annotation, cellular component: plasma membrane. The record is from RefSeq and is a predicted model, not a curated record. The transcript is spliced from 2 exons.